UUCCAGAGCAACAAAGUUGCAGUGAAAAGAGUUGCAAAGCAUAUUUCUCAAAAUGAGAAUAAAAUGGCACAUGUCCUAUGUUCAGAAACAUUCAAAGCAGAACAUCUUUUACAACCAAUUGCAGUGUUGGAAGAUAAUUACUUUGCUUAUUUUGUCUCCCCUCUCUGCAAAUACAGUCUGGCGGAGGUAAUUGAAAACAAGAACUUUCCUGACAGAGAAAGUUUGACUGAGGCUCAAAGACUGGGGAUCUGCCAGGAGCUACUGCAAGGACGACAAGAACUCCAUUCACGCGGGAUUUUGCACAGAGACCUGAAGCCCGAAAACAUUUUGUUUGAUAUCAGCAACAAAUUGUUUAUCGCAGAUUUUGGAGCAAGCAGGAAACUGGAUUUGGCACAAUCAGCUUUGCAGUCUCAAAUGGCUGGAUCUUUGUCUUGGUCAAGUUAUGAAGAUGUUUGAGGCAUGCAAUACAAAUACAAGAAAGAGUCAGAUAUCCAGACAACAGGGUGCCUGGUGCAUUACAUACUGACAGAUGGAGAGCACCCCUAUCAAGCAACUACACCCUACUCCAACGAUCCACUGGCGUUAUUUCAAAAUCUCAGAGCGGGCACCUUUACUCUUCAGUGCGAGGAAAGGCAUCAAGGUAUCAUUGGCAGAAUGCUGUGUAAAUCGACAGAAGCAUGCCCUACCAUUGAAGAAUGCCUUCAAGCCAUCACAAGUUUCACACACCAAGCUGAUCACAAUGGAGUCACAAACAACAGUAAUAACAAUGGAAAUAAAGACCAAACCCACAUAGCCAAUUGCUCUCCUCAAGCAUCAAAUGAGAUUGACACUCAACACAGUGCCAACAGUGAUCAGCCAGGGAGUGUCUGCAAUGUAGUGAUGGAUUCCUCUUCUCACAUUGAAGAUGAUACAGAAAUAGAACCACAGAUCUCCCUUUCCCUUGAUAUGUCAGAAGAAGAAGAGGAUAUUGAUGAUGAACCGGCAGAAGUAGAUGAUGAAGUAGCCAAGAAAGUCAUCACAAAAAAAGCAGUUAAGACUGGGAUGAAAACGGAUGAAAAUGUCCUUGAAUGCAGUUUGAAGGGUGUCAAAGUGAAAAUGUCCUCAAACACCCCACACAAACGUGUCUAUUACAAGAAAAAUUAUUGCCUCUAUUGUGAGAAGCCUUUCGGAAAAGUUACAAGACACCUGAUGCGAAAACAUCAAGAUGAAGUUGACAUUGCAAAGGCACUUGCACACAAGCAAGGAUCCACGAUGCGCAGUUUUCUUCUGAGCAAAAUAAGGAACAAGGGAAAGUACAUACAUAACUGUUCAGUCAAAUCCGCACGUCAAGGACAAAUGGUACCAAAAAGACAAACAACCUACUUGUUGUCAGCAACAGACUUUCUGCCAUGCUAUUUUUGUUUGGUUAUGCUCAUUGUGUACUGUUGCAGUCACACAACAACUGGCAGUGAACUCGGGGCCAGUGUUAGGGUUGAGGUUGGUGGGAUUUUAUUAGCGUGA
This is a messenger RNA of Acanthochromis polyacanthus (spiny chromis), 1500 nucleotides long. RefSeq lists its product as uncharacterized. Bases 460 to 1500 code for a protein of 346 amino acids. The record is from RefSeq and is a predicted model, not a curated record. NCBI's taxonomy places the organism in Eukaryota, Metazoa, Chordata, Actinopteri, Pomacentridae. The transcript is spliced from 8 exons.